CUCCAUUCGUACUCAUUCACAACGACAUUUCCAAAGCUCCAAAAAUUUCCUCCAUAAAAUCCCCUCUUUCUCAUGCUCUGAUUCUUCAAUACCGCAAUGAAGCUGAAACAUCCUCCUAGCUCCAGUUCUCAAACCCUAACUUCAACGGCCUCGUCUCACGACGCUACGUUGCUUGUCCGUGAAACUCUCCGGAUUAGUGCCGACCUCGCCUCCGCUCCUCCGUCGCCGUCCGUCGCCGUUGAGCGGCGGCCGGAAGUGGCGAGCUUUGGGCUUCAUGAUCGGCAAUUUGUUGAUUCGAGCUUGAGAUUGCUCUGCUGUGAGGAGAUCGACGGUCGCCGAUGGAAGUAUUUCGCUGACGAGAGUGUCAAUUGUGGCUCUCAGCAGUUAAAGAGGAACGCAAUUCGUGCUGUUAGUUUGCAGUCUCCUCAAGCUCCUGUCGAGGAGUUCAUGGGGUUCAUAAGAUCCUACGUGGUUCCAGAAGGUUUUCCUGGUAGCGUUACACCUUCUUAUGUACCAUACAUGACAUGGAGGGCACUGAAGCACUUUUUUGGUGGUGCAAUGGGUGUUUUCACGACACAAACACUCUUAAAUUCAGUAGGAGUUUCCAAGCAUAGAGCUACCCCUGGUGCCGUAGCCAUUAACUGGAUUCUCAAGGAUGGUGCUGGCCGCGUAGGGAAGAUGCUUUAUGCACGACAGGGAAAGAAAUUUGAUUAUGAUCUAAAACAGCUAAGGUUCGCGGGUGAUCUUCUAAUGGAGUUGGGAGCUGGUGUUGAACUGGUAACUGCUGUUGUGCCGCAGUUUUUUCUUCCUUUAGCCUGUGCUGCGAAUGUCGCCAAGAAUGUAGGUGCUGUCACUUCUACCUCAACUCGUACUCCUAUAUAUAAGGCCUUCGCUAAAGGGGAAAACAUUGGGGAUGUAACUGCUAAGGGUGAAUGCGUUGGCAAUCUUGCUGAUUUGCUUGGGACAGGAUUAAGUAUCAUGAUUGCCAAAAGGAAUCCAUCUUUGGUCAAGACAUUUGCCCUCCUCUCAUUUGGAUAUGUCUUCAGCUCUUAUCAAGAGGUGAAAUCUGUUGUGUUGCAUACCCUGAACCGUGCAAGAUUUACAGUAGCAGUAGAAUCUUUCCUAAGGACAGGGAGAGUUCCAACACUGCAGGAUGGAAAUUCAAGGGAAAACAUAUUCAGUUUUCCAUGGAAAAAGCACAGACCUAUUGUUCUUGGACCAAGAUUUAGAGAAGCUUUCCAAGAUCCAAACUCAUAUCUUGCUGUCAAGCCCAUCUUUGAGAAGGAGCAAUAUAUAGUGUCAUACAAUCCUUUUAAGGGAAAUAUAUAUGUGUUGCUCAAGGAUCAAGCUAAGUCUGAUGAUGUACUGAAAGCAGCAUUUCAUGGCCAUGUGCUUCUGCACAUCAUUCGUUCAUCCACCGACAAACAGUCCUCCUCCAGGAAACAGCGGGAAGAUGAACUUUCAGUAUCCUUGUUAUCAACUGCUGAUCUUCAAGCUCAUGUUAUAGAAUCUUAUAAGAUGGUCUCUGCUUUAUAUAUGCCUUUCAAGAGCAAAGCUAAAGAACAGGGCUGGGUGAUGUCGGAAUCACUACUUAAUCCUGGCCGAGCUAGACUUUGUGAAAUGGUCAAAUAAGAUACAUAACUGUUGGAGUCGGUUGCGGAGGAGCUAAAAUUGUUUCUUGUUGUCACAACUAUUUUGCAUGACCAUUGAUGUCACUGCCGCACUGCAAAGCAUUUGUGCAUCUAGGGGAAUUUGCUACAUGGCGGCAAAUGAGGUCGGAUUUUUGAAGUAAUUGCCAGAUGUUUAUCUUGAUGCUGUGUAGACGCAAUUUGCUACAUGUGCUUGCUAUUUUGUAGCGCGACAGUUUACCUGUACAUCAGCAGCUCGUGAUUGGCGUAAGCAAGAAAAUACACUUAGUGAAAGAGAUUUCAGUAGAUUUGUUUAUUCCACCAAAAACAAUUUCUUUGAUAUUUUCUUGCAUAUAAAUUUUCAUUUUAAUACUAUUUGGUACUGCAUACAAGGGUUUAA
Messenger RNA from Nicotiana tabacum (common tobacco), 2028 nucleotides. Its product is annotated as protein root UVB sensitive 6. The record is from RefSeq and is a predicted model, not a curated record. NCBI's taxonomy places the organism in Eukaryota, Viridiplantae, Streptophyta, Magnoliopsida, Solanales, Solanaceae.